AUGGAAUUUAAAUCUUUGAGCCAUUAUAGUAUACCGAGUCACGUGCUGAUGCGAAUGUUCGGGUACUUGGCGACGAUGACGGUGCAAGGCGUGAACGGGCUCAUCAUGCUGAGCAGCUUCCGAGGGGACGCGAUGAGAGACACGAAAGUACUACUCUACUACAACAACCAGACCAGGUUCAUAAGCUGCUGGACCUUUGUGUUUCAGAUUGUAUACGCGGCUAUUGCACUAGCCUCCGAUGUCGUUACAUUUAAGAAAGACAAAAAACACAUCGAACAUUUGCAAAGAUUAGUGACGAUCCGAGAUGUGUUCUUCAGCAGUAUCAUCGUACCGUAUUCAUUGGUCGUCUCAACCGAAUUCUGGGCGAUAUACCUGUACGAUCGGAAUUUGAUAUUGCCCAGUUUCAUGAAUAAAAUCAUCAGUCCGUUGUCGAACCACAUCGUUCACACGUGCGUGGUGCCGACCGUGCUCUUCGAGAUGGCGCUGAGACCUCGAAAGACCCCGAAGUCCCACAAGUGGAACCUCUCUGUAUUGGCGCUUGUCACGCUCGUCUAUUUGUGUGUAUUACUUUACUCAUAUUACGAAGGCGGAAAAUGGCCUUAUCCAAUAUUAACCUACCUCCAAGGAACAAUUUACUUUAAAAUUUUCGUUAUCGGAACAUUACUAUCGCUACCAGCGUGGUAUUACAUGCAAUGGUGUAUCACGAAGAUAAUUUGGCGGGAGGAUUGCUUAGAAAAAGAGAAAAAUACACUUUAGAUUGUGCCCUGAAAGCGACAUCUAGUCAAUAAUAAAAUCAACUUUUACUAAUUUAAACCGAGAUUAGUUUCGUUUCAAACGUGAACGAUAGAUGGCGCUGU
Bombyx mandarina (wild silkworm) is the source of this 857-nucleotide messenger RNA. Its product is annotated as androgen-dependent TFPI-regulating protein. The record is from RefSeq and is a predicted model, not a curated record. Gene Ontology annotation, cellular component: membrane; endomembrane system. Lineage: Eukaryota; Metazoa; Arthropoda; Insecta; Lepidoptera; Bombycidae.